Molecule: messenger RNA, 3730 nt
Organism: Megachile rotundata (alfalfa leafcutting bee)
Lineage: Eukaryota; Metazoa; Arthropoda; Insecta; Hymenoptera; Megachilidae
Cellular component (GO): nucleus
Molecular function (GO): ubiquitin protein ligase activity
Source: RefSeq, a predicted model, not a curated record
AAUGUAGAUUACUGAAAGAAAGUCUACGUAAAUCCUUUUUCGAUUUUAUUGUUAUUACUGACACAAGAAUUUAAUUAUAUACAAAUUUUCAUAUGGAUUAAAAAGUUUAUUGAAAUUCCUAGUGAACCGGGUAUAAGAGUGAUAUUGAUGCGUAUAGAUAGUACGACAUAAAUGACAGUGAUGUAUAGAAAAUAAAUAUCUCGAUAAAAAUGACGUGGUGAAGAGAACCUUAUCGUUUUACAAAACCAUCGAGGAAAUUGCAAGGAUGGAAGAAAGUACAAGUUCUGAAAAUGUUUGGUGUAAAACUAAAGCUGAAGAACAAAGUAGCUUAUACCAUGGAGAAUCUAUAACUCAGUCUAUGGAAGCUAAUUCUACUUCUUUAGCAGAUAUAUUCGAUACAGCAUUUACAUCAACGGUUGAUCCUUCUCCACAAUCUAGAUUUAAUUCAGCUAAUGAGAUGGAAUACGAACACCUAUUCGCAGAAAGUGAUAUAGAGGAUUCAGAUGUAGUACCUCUUAACCGUUAUGUAAAUUCACCGCAUCAUCCUACUUCAGAUAACAAUUUUGUUUUUGGGAAUUAUUUAAGUGCACCUGAAACUGGCGGAAGAAUUUUACAUGAACGUGAUCCUCCGGUAAAACAUAGAAGUAAAAAAAGGGAAGAACAUAAAUUAAUCAAUCAAUCAAUUGAUAGUUUAAAUGUAGCUGGACCAUCAAGAAUAUCAGAUGGAAUUUCUAAUAGCGCAAUCAGAUCUACAACUAGUAAUGGAGCCAUUUUAAGCAGAGUUAUACAGAACAUUGAAAAUGACAGUGCCAAUGAAUCCAAUACUUUAUAUCAUUCAGUUUUGCCAAAUACAAUUAAUCCACAACAGCAUUCUAUGCAUACGACAAGAAGUGAUGAUACACCAUCAGCACCAGAUCUGCAACUAGAUUGGUCCUCAAGCAGUGAUGAUGCCACCAGUAGUGAGGGUGCUACCAGUAGCGAUGAUGCUACUAGUAGUGAUGAUGAAGAUGGGUCUGUUGAAGUCCUUGGAACAGUAAAUCAUAAUAACAAGCAAAAUUCUGUACAAAAUAAUGAAGAAGGUAAUCGUCCAGUAACUGUAGUUGAUUUAACUGUGGAAUCAGACGAAGAACAUACUCCACCGACGUCAACAGCUACUGUUGUAAAUCCAACAGAUUAUGUACAUAGUGGGAACUACUCUUACUGCAUGCAUGGUUCACCAGACUACAUGUACCAUAACAGAUGUAUGCACCACAAUUGUAGAAUUCCGAUUCCAGUUAUACCCGUAGGGUAUGGUCAAUUACCAGAUAUUUCUAUAGGAAUGAGACCACGUAUGCAUCCUAUGCAAGAAAGAUUAUGGAGGGAACAGCAACGCAUGCAAGAAGUUCGCAGAAGAAGUCUUCAUCCAAGAUUUUCGUCGCAUCACACCACAUCGUCGUGUAAUCCACACGUACACCAACCAAGCCAGCAUACGUGUAACAACGGAAACGCUAAUCCUCCGAAUAAUCGUUACAAUGGUUCGGAAAAUAUGGCAUUCGCAGAAAAUUAUCUUCCGCCUCCACUAUUACCACCACUGCUGCAGCCCCCCGUUUACAGUCAUCCGGAAGCUAGAGGAACACCAAGUUUCAGUCCACCUUGUCCCGUGCAACCUGUAUCUGACAAUUCUUUGAUCGGUGUUGCGGAAAUGGAACCGACACCAUCGGCGUUACCGUCAAUGUCGGUUCAUCCUUAUGUGCAUCAUCACAUGUAUCACUAUGGUCCUCAUCGAAGACCACCUGGACCACAUAUCCAUAUAAAUUGGUUACCACAUCCUCAUUUGCAAGGAUCGGGAGCUCAUGAUAUGAUGUCAUUUUCACCUUUGGGUUCACUCCAUAUGCGCCUCGCAUAUAAUUUACGACGUAUAGCUCAUAUUAGUUGUGGAGCAACGCAAGAGUCAAUUGAAAGUCAUACAUUCCGCUAUAAGUACAAACGGGUUAAGAAAGUUGAAAAUGGUGAAGAUGCUAUAGAAAAGUGUACUAUAUGUUUGUCUGAAUUCGAAGACUGUGAAAGUGUCAGAAGGCUUCCAUGUAUGCAUUUAUUUCACAUAGACUGUGUUGAUCAAUGGUUAUGCACGAAUAAGCGCUGCCCUAUAUGUCGAGUGGAUAUCGAAACCUUCCUACAUAAGGAACUUGCCAGCACUGCAUAGUUUAAGGUCGAUUUUAUCCAACUGUUUUCGUUUUUAAAUAUAAUCAGGUAAUAUCCACAUCUUUUAAAUACUUUGAGAUAUCCUAAUCACGGGUAAUCCCACUUCUGAUGAUGUUAUGGAUGUUGGUGUAAAAAAAUUUCACUGUGAAUAAUCAAAAUAUCAAUAACUAAAAUAGAACUAAGUUCCUGGAGUAGUAGGAGAGGUUUGUUUUGAUUUAACAUUAUUAUCUUUGCAUUCGUUUUAUGAGUAUUAAUAAUGCUGUAUAUAAUGAAUGUUAGAUUUGUUACAUGUUAUUACUGAAACUUGUAAUUUUUUUUAAUGACUUGUCGCGUAUAUAGUGCUUCGGGUAACAACAAAUUGUUGAAUUGUAUCGAGCAUUUGAAAUCGUAUAUGUCUUCACAUUUUUUUAUCAAAUUUUUUUAUUACUUGUAAUAAGAAAAAAAAGAUGUUACAUUAUCAAAACCUCUGGGCAGUUGCCAAGUUGUGAAUCCUUUUUAAUGGAAACUAAGAAAAAAGCAAAUGUAAACUAAUAAGGAUCAUAUAAAAAUAGUUCAUUUCUAAAUAAUAGUAAUUCUACUGGGUGCUAUCUUCAUAUAAAUUUUAUAUACGCUAAACAUGUAUUAAUAAUUUAUGAAGCAGUUAAAAGUUUCGUAUUGGAACGAUUCUUUGAGGCUAUACCUGUAAAUUUUCGCUAAGUUUUUAUAUUAAACAAAUUUUUUUAAUAAAAUUGUACUUGUUAUACUUAAAUAAGUAAUUGUAAAAUUUAAUCGGUUAGUUACGAGUGAAAUACGUUUUGAUAUUUUAAAUUUUGAAAUUUUUUACUAUGUAUAAGAAAAACAUAAUGAACUUUAAUAUACCAAACCAUUGAUUGUGAGACAUGAUUCUACAUCGGUGUUUGCGGUAUUACGAUCGUUUUCGUAAAGUCAGUUUAAGAGCAGUGUAUAUUAUGGAAGCUACGUUAAAACUGUAGAGACUAGAGAAAAAUUGACCCAUCGGGAAUGUUAAUUUUAAUUGCGAAGAGGCGAGUAACUGUGUUAAAAAUACUAACUUGUAUUCAACGAAAUACCACGAUCGUUUUUCCUUUCAACAAAGAUCGAAGAUGAAAUUUGCACGUAAUAAAGCUUAUUUAAAGCGAAAUACAGAACAAGCGUGAUUAUUGUAAAUAUCGAAAGGCUGCGUUUUUAAUAAUUUAUUGAAGUCAAAUGUAUCGAAGGAUUGCGUGAGAAGAAUCCUCGCAUAUCGUAAUAAGUUGAUAUUAAAAGAAAAUUUGUUAAAUGUCAAGCAUUGCCGUUAUUGGACAAUGAUUCGUAAUCAGCAGAAAGUCUACAUGUACGAUUAUCUUAUCGUUUUAAUAUUAACACGAUUCCAUAAAAAUUUAUAUCAUAGCUUAACAUGUACAUUUUCUGUUCACACAAAUGCGAAUGCGUUACAAGCUUUUCUUUACGUAGAAAUUAUUGACGGGUUCAGAAAGUUCCGUUUCUAAGAGAACAUCGUAUAUUAAUGAUUCGAGUAUACGUAUAUAACAAAUAAAAAGGAAUUUACAUAAAA